AUGGCGUCUUCCAUGAGCUCCACAGCGUCCACGGCGUCUUCGGCAUCGACCGUGGAGACGGCUGGGUCAACGCGCACGGCUCUCAUUAUCGACGGUUCUUACGCGAUGAUCGGCGCCCGCUCCUUGGGAGGCAAGAUCGACUACAUCAAGCUUCGUGCAGCGCUGGAGGAACUGGCCAAGGCCCCGUUUGGAGAUUGCUGGUUCUUCGAUCAGAACCCUUCCGCACAGCGACUCAACGCGUCCUUAACGGCGGAGUACCACAGGCUUAAGUUCGCUCCACCGGAUGGACCUCAGUUCCAAGUGAGUUUGUUCCCUAUGAAGAAGUAUAGCUGCCACUGCAAGAGAUGCGGUAAUCACUUCACUCAAAAUGUCCAGAAAGGAGUGGACAACGGAAUCGCCACCAAGAUCUUGUCACUUGCCUACGAAAAUGUACGCAUGUGGUAA
Molecule: messenger RNA, 444 nt
Organism: Phytophthora sojae
Lineage: Eukaryota; Oomycota; Peronosporomycetes; Peronosporales; Peronosporaceae
Exons: 6
Coding region: 1-444 (147 amino acids)
Source: RefSeq, a predicted model, not a curated record